UGAAGUCUCAUCGCAACCGGGAGAGAAAGGAAAGGCGCGACUCCGCCGUGGAGUCGUCAUCCAUAACCGAGACAAUCGGCAGAGCUUUUCGCCGAGACAUGUUUGAAGGUCUAGUUCGGCAGCUGCUGUUGGGGUACCUUGGCCGAUAUAUUCGCGAUAUUCAAAAGGAGCAGCUCAAGAUCACUCUAUGGAACGAAGAGGUAUUAUUGGAAAAUGUUGAGCUGAUUCUUGAAGCUUUUGAUUACCUCCAGCUCCCAUUUGCUUUAAAAGAAGGUCAUGUUGGCAAGUUGAGUAUUAGGAUUCCGUGGAAAAAACUAGGAUGGGAUCCUAUUAUUAUCAUUUUAGAGGAUGUAUUGAUAUGUGCCUCUCAACGAGAUGAACAAGAGUGGAGCAUGGAUGCCGUUAGAAGAAGAGAAUUUGCAGGCAAAAGGGCCAAACUUGCCACAGCUGAACUUGGAAAGCUAUCUAGACGUGUUUGUGAUAGUCAGGCCGGAAAAUCAUUUAUUUCAUACAUUACUGCAAAGAUUCUUGAGAACAUCCAAGUGUCUAUUAGGAACAUGCACAUUCUCUAUCGCGACAUGCAAACUGCUUCGGGAGUUACUGGGUUUGGUUUGAAGUUUUCAAGCUUGACAAUCAUGAAGCAGCACCUUUUUGGCUCUGGUGGGAAAGUGAGGGGAAGCCAUGUGAAUAAAAUUGUUGAAGUUCAAGGGCUGGAACUCUACUGCUAUACAUAUCAAGGGUCUGAUAAAUCAAGAAGUGUAGGCAAUUCUGUGGAUUCAAAAACUUGGGAGAGUGCAAUAUCUCAAGCUAGUGAGAAAGUUAAUUUAUUGGCCCCAUUGGAUGUUUCACUGUGCCUCUCGGUGAAUAGAUCUGCGGGCUUUGACAGCAGUACUCCACAGUAUUUAGUAAAUAUUCAGUUAAAAAGCAUGCUCAUUUAUGUGGAUGAGGUUCAAAUACAACAAGUCAUGAGCUUUUGUGAUUAUUUGCUGACAUCUCAAUUGCGAGAGAAGUAUGGGCGAUACCGUCCUUGGUGGAGCCCUCUGGAUAAAAAACUAAAAGGGUGGCAAAUUGCAUGGUGGCACUAUGCUUUAAAUUCUGUUCUCUUCGAUAUUCACAAGAGAUUAAGGAAAACUUCUUGGAAGUACCUUGGAGCGAGGCUAAAUAUUCGUCGGAAAUAUGUAAACUUAUACAAGACAAAACUGAAGUGCCUUCAACAAGAGCAGGUAAUUCCUGAAGACGUGAUACACAUGCUGGAAGAAAUAGAGAAAGAAUCAGAAAUUGAUGAGAUCUUAAGCUACAGAUCUGCUGCAGAGCGUGAACUGCAGGACAUUUUACUUGCACACACUUCUAACAAUGUGAAUACUAGUAAAUCUCUUGAAGACGAGCGCACAUUCAACAAGCCCCGUGGGUGGUUGAAUUGGCUAUCCCGUGGGAUGCUCGGGGCUGGUGGGACAGACGAUUCCAGCCAAUUUUCAGGCAUAAUCUCAGAUGAUGUACUCAAGGAUAUCUAUGAAGCAACUAAGUUUCAUCCGGUACAAACGGUUGAUGCGGAUGCUGCAGCAACUGAUAAAAUGUUUUUGUCAUCCAUCAAGUUCAGCAUUAAUCAACUUUCGGUUACUUUGCAGAGAAUGAAGUUGGGUUGUGCAAUUGCCCAUCUGACACUGAAUGAAAUGUCAGUAGAAAGUGAGAUUUGGGAGGAAGAGACAAGUUUUAAUGCCACUAUUUGCUCUUGUGAGAUGCUGAAUCCAAUCAACAAUGAACUCGUCUUAUUCACAAGGGUGGACCACGAUGGAGGCACAAUCAGCUUUCCACAGCCUCUUAUAAAUAUCCAUGCUGAUAUGCAUUCUCCACACAAAGCUGUCAACCUAUCAGUCAUAGUUCAGCCGCUUGAACUGACAUACAAUUCAGACUUCGUAAAUAACAUUCUGGCCCUUUUUCAUGUUGUGGAAGAGUUUGAAACUUUGAAUUACAGGAUUCUUUUAUCCAUGAAUGGGAUUGACAACAUCAAGUCAAGACUUCUAUCUAAAGUUGACUAUAUUUUAUCAAACCGCAAGAAGAUGGUGUGGGAUGUUAAUUUUGCAACCAUUGUCAUCAAGAUUCCAUGGGGAAAAGCAAAUUUUGAAGCGCAUAAACUGGUAUUGGAUGUUGGUGAGUUAUCUAUUGUCUCUAAGAACAAUAAGGGCUUUGUAAUGGCAACUUCUGAUUUAUUGGAUGAUUUUAUUGAGGGUUAUCAACUUCAAGAUUUAUACGAUCACUUCGAGGUCACUAUAAGCAACUUUCAGAUGAAUUUAUGGGCUUCUUGCUCUUAUGUGCCUCUCCCCAUUAUUGAAAGGUUUGAUGGUUCGCUUGCCUUGAAGUUGUGCAUUAUUCCAGAUGAAUCAGUCUUGAAAAGACUUGAGGUUGGCAUGGAAGUUUCAUCCAUUGUUGCUCAUAUUUCACCAUCUCUUCAUGGUUUACUUACAGAACUAAUAACAGAUUUUGUUCUGCCACAAUUUACACAACUUUCUUCCGACUCAUAUAUGCUUAGGAAAAGGCCCAGUGGAUUUGCUCCCUUGAAUAUCUUCUGGAUUUCUGCAAAUGCGGAUGUGAAAUCUGUUUCUCUUUUUAUUGAUCUUGAAAUUGAUGCUGGGAAUCCUUGUAGCCUCACACUCUCUUUUCAGGAGAUUGACAUUCGUGUUGAUAAAAGCAAAACUACGGAAUGCUGGAUUUCCAUUAAGACACUGGAUGUCAAAUGCCAUUCCAGUCAGAUUGAUGAAAAGGACAAUGUCUUGUGCUCAUCGAAAACAUUCUUGGGAGAUUCUGCUUGCCUCUAUAGCAAUGGAGAAAUUUGUAAUACUAAUUAUAAUAGUUUUGUCAUGGAGCAGUCCUUUCGGUUGCAUUACAAAGCUUGCAAUAGUUCAGAAAUGAUUUCACGUGAAUACGAGUUAUGCUUGAGUGGUCUUGAUGUUCACUGCUACCCUUUCAUUAUUGGGAAUUUGACUGUAUUUUUUGAUAAAAUAUCUGAAGCAUAUACCAGAGUUGAAAAUACUGCCAGAGCAAACAAUGAAAUAUCUCUUUCAAGCUCCUAUUUUCCUUGUGAAGAAUUUAUUGCCUCAAGCUUCUGUUCUACUUAUUCAAAAUGGGAUCCAUUGAAGCAGUCUCCUUUUAUUAUCAUGAAAAAACCUUGCUCUAUUUACAAUCCUGGGAGUCCACUUAUCUUUUCCUCCACUGAGCAGAGGAAGCUUCCGGAUCUAAGUGACCAUAAUAUCUGGAGUUCUGUAUUUAACUCUAGCAAGAGAUCUAAUGAGCAGAGUAUAUUUGCAUCUAAUCCAUCCUAUCAAUGUAUUGAUGACACUUCGAUGCACACCAUUAAUUUAGAUCUUCACGAUAUCAAAAUCCACUUUCAUGAUUCCUGUAGCAUUGUUGGAAGUGUUUCUUUACCUAAUGCUCGGUCAGCAUUUUCCAUUACUGAACAAUUUUUAGAUGUUGUUUGUUCUACCGAAGGAUUAAUCCUCUCUUCAUUAUGGUGGCCUCAGCAGACCUGUGAUUUUCUUUGGGGUCCGUUGACUCCUACUGUUUCUCCAAUUCUCAAGUUUUGCAUGAGGAAAGAAACUGCUAAAUCAAGGGAAUCUCUCCUGGAACUGAGCUUUGGCAUCCAGAAUGUGUCUUGUGUUCUACCUCCAGAAUUUCUUGCAGUCAUAAUAGGUUACUUUUCACUACCCGAUUGGAGCCCCACCCCGAGGAAACCACCUAUAGUUGAAAAUUCCAACCAUAUUGACUUGGUAGCCAAUACAUCAUCCAUCACAUAUAAUUUUGAGAUUUUAGAGUCAAUUUUGUUUGUACCUGUAGGACUGGAUGGGUACCAACAUCUAAAACUAGAUAUUCCACAGCUGUGUGGUAGUUUUAUUGGAAAUGUAGAUAUUGAGUUUGCCCUUAAGAAUAUUCCAUCAGAAUGUUUGGUCAAUGCUGAUGAUCUUGCUCAUAGAAACCAUUGCUUAAACUUGUUUGGGCAUGACCUGUCCCUUUCACUAUUAGUAAUAAAAGAUAUGCCUCCUUGCUCUGUCUCAUCCCAUAUUGUCAUGAAAAGGCACAUUACCUUAAUUUCCCCCCUAACAGCUAAAUUAUGGAUAAGAAUACCAUCUCAGUGUGAGCCUCCUGCAGCGGUAGCUUCUUGUCCGAUAUCCAUCACGGCUAUGGUGAAUGAUUGUCAACUUGCAGGUGUUUCAGUACUAGUUGCAUAUGAAGCGUUGGUGGAUAUCAUAAACCAGUUCUCCUUGACUGAGAAACGAUCCAAAGCAUAUAACUCAAAUACUUCUCAGUUUCUUGAAUUUGAGAGACGACUGAGGGAAGAUAAUGCAUCUCCACCUGCUUCCUCAUCGGAAAACUUAAUGAUUGUCAGUGCAUGUGUGAAGUCAAUGUCUUUGAGACUGCAUCAUACAAAAGGAGAUUCAGUCACUUCUGAUAUUAUUGCAGAGGCUAAUUUGCAGUUUACUUGCUCGGCUUUGUUUAGAAAUGACGAACUUCUAUGCCUAAAGAUUUCAUUUUCUGCCCUAUCGCUAUUUUCAUUUCUGAAUUCUGUUAUGCUGUUUGAAUGCACUCCGCAUUCUAGUUUUCCUGCUUUAAAGUUGACUUAUUCAAUAUCAAAAGAAAAUGAAUGUAGCCUUCUCCUUUACAUUCCUUCUGUAGAUGUUUGGCUUCAUACAUUUGAUUGGAGUGAGUUGGUUGACUUGGUUCAUUCUUGUGUUGGAGAACACCCUGCAUCUCAUACUUUGAGCAUCUCUCCAGAGAAUCUUACUUUUGUUCCUAUAGAUGAAGUUGGCACCAAGGGAAUUGAUACAUCAAGAAAUUGUCAUAGGAUUCCAAGCAGUCCAACAUGUCUCGAUUCUAAAAGUGUGAAUCCUUCUGCCCGAUUGUUUAGGAUUGAGCUGGAAAUUGCUGGUGCAACAGUUCAUAUUCCAGUUUGGCUGAGAAAUGAUGCAUUCAAUGUGUUUGAAGGAAACCACGAUGAUCCUCUGAAUGACUUGCAAAUCAUGAUUUAUGGAAAUCAACAUGGCUUUAUUGCAGUUACAUUGCAAAGAGGAACUGCGACACUGGUUCAGCAUGGGAAGAGUAUGAGGCUUGAAAUCUCUUUGGAUCAAAUAAAGGGGUCAGUGGAGCUCCAUGGGGAAGAUGAGUUGCAUAAUUUUCCUGUUUUUCAAUUGUUUCAAGUCAAUUUGGAUGCUGACAUUUCAUCUUGUCUAGUGGAUGAUAUCCGUGGGAGAUUGGAUUUUCAAUGUGAUAAUCUGGAUGUGUGGCUUUCGGAUCACAUGUUUUAUUUCUGGUGUUUAGGGAAAUUUCAAAAUCAAGCUGCUGGAACUUCUCAAUUCAUUAUCAGUUGCAUGGAUUCUAAAGUCCACUUAAGGAAGGCAUCUCUUAUUGUAACUAAUGGAAAGUUGAGUUCUGCUGGGCCUCUGCUGGAGUUUCUGAUCCGCAACUUACUACUUCACUCAAGGUUAAAUGAAAAAGACAUUGAGGCUUCAGUUGAGGGUGACAUACAAGCCAACUAUAAUAAUAUUGACAAGGUUUUCUGGGAACCAUUUAUAGAGCUAUGGAGUUUCAAUCUAUUCUUAAGCAGAAUACAUGACAAGACUUCUCUUAUUACUGAAGCUGCAACUGAAAUUCGUGUUGAAUCUACUUCUCAGCUUAACUUGAACAUCACUGAAUCCUUUAUUGAGGUUAUUUCUAGGACAGUUGAGGUGAUUAAAGAUGCUUGGGACACCAUUGAGAUGAGUACUAGUUCAGAAAGCUUGAGCUUAAAUGAUUAUCGUUUAAGUGCAAAUCUGCAUGGCAGAAGGCAUGCUCCAUAUGUACUGCAGAAUUUGACCUCGUUGCCCAUAUUUUUUGACGUACAUACUGGGGAAAAUGUCAGCAAUACUCUGGGAUUAUCAUUGACAAAAAGUGGAAAGGUUUUGCAACCUGGCUUUUCUGUACCUAUUGAUGUGGAAGAUACUCCAGACAAACUUGUACACUAUAACUACAUUCAGUGCCCAGAUAGACUUCGUGAGAGACAAUCAUCUAGUGCAGCACAUCAUUUUAUCUCUUUUCAACUUGAGGGAACAUCAAUGCCAUCCGGUCCUUUCUCAAUGGAUCUUGUAGGCAUGAGGUGCUUUGAGGUGGAUUUUUCAAAAACCUCGAGUGAAACUGGUUCAAUUACAAAUGGGGAUGCCUUGAAAAUAUGUUCAACAGUUGAAGGCGAAGCUAGCACAGAAUCAAAAGAUGGAUUUAUUGUUCCUGUGGUCAUCGAUGUAUCCAUACGGCCUUAUACAAAGAUAGUGCGAUUGUACUCAACGGUGUUACUGUCCAAUGCAACUUCUGUGCCACUUGAAGUACGGUUAGAUAUUCCAUUUAGUGUAUCUCCAAAGAUUCUGGACCCAAUAUAUCCUGGUCAGCAAUGUCCUCUUCCUCUACAUUUGGCUGAAGCAGGGCUAAUGAGAUGGCGUCCUGUUGGAAGUGCUUACUUGUGGAGUGAAGCAUAUAAUAUUCAGAAUAUACUUUCACAUGAGAACAGACUCAGCAUCUUGCGUUCCUUUGUUUGCUAUCCAUCUCAUCCAAGCAGUGAUCCAUUCCGUUGUUGCAUCUCUGUUUGUGAUUGGAGCUUACCUUCAGUUGGACCACUUAAGAUGGAUGUAUUACAUUCCAAAUGUGAUGUACUUGGAACUUCUGAAACAUUUAAUGAAUUAUCACACAAUACGUUAAGAUCAAAAAAGAGGUAUAUCCAUAGAAUGACUCUAAGCAGCCCUCUAGUUUUGAAAAAUUAUCUUCCAGAGUCUGUAUCAAUCACGAUAGAAAAUGGUGGUGUUACAAGUUCUGCGUUACUGUCAGAGGUGGAAAAUUCUUUUUUUCAUAUUGAUUCCUCACAUGACCUGACAAUUACGUUCCACUUGUGUGGAUUCAACCCUUCAAGUAUAAAAUUUCCACGUGCUGAAACAUUUGUAGAGACAGCUAAGUGCACUGGCACAAUAUUUUCUACGUGGGAUACAGUCACCUUUGAUUCUAUAUCAAGUUGUGGUCCUUUAUGUGUUACUGUUGAGAAGCUAAUGGAUGCAUUCUCUGGAGCCCGUGAACUGUGCAUUUCAGUUCCAUUUCUUCUUUAUAAUUGCACGUGGUUGCCACUUGUUGUAUCCAAUGCUGUCAAUGAGACAAAAGGACAUUACUGCAUUGUUCCUUCAUGUUAUGCUUUGGAUGAGAAAGACCUUGUCCCUAGCAAGAAGGAUGGACUUGGUCUCUUAUCACCUGAUCUUGAUUCUGAUAUAGCUCCUCUAGACAAUAGGUUGCCUAUAUCGGUAGACAGUCACCCUAUUACAAAUUCAAAUGAAAACAGAUCUGAAAAACAUUCCUGGCCAUUUCUCUCAUCUACAGUUGUGCAUCAGUAUUCACAUACUCAUAGUAUGUAUAGCCAAAAGUCUUCAACUUUAAAGAGUUGGUCAGGACCAAGCAGCCAAUCGAGUUUGAGGUCUUCUGAUUUGUUGGAAAAUGAAAGUGACAAGGUUAACUGCUGCAUGUUUUCUCCUGAUUCAAGUUUCUCUUCAGAUGAAACUGUAGUAAAGGUUUGUAGAUUCCUAUCUCCUUGCAUAACAAAUCAUGCCCCCUACUCUCAUUGGUCAAAUGCUUUUUCCCUUGUUCCGCCUACUGGUUCAACUUCUGUUAUUGUCCCACAACCAUCCAAGACUUCUGGCUAUAUAAUGUCUGUUAGUGCUACUGCUGCACCAUUCUCUGGGAGGACAAAGAUUAUCUCUUUUCAACCCAGAUACGUGAUCAGUAAUGCAUGCAAUAAGGAUGUGUGCUACAGGCAAAAGGGAACCAAUGAUAUUUUCUUCUUAGAGGCUGGAAAACAUUCUCAUAUUCAAUGGAUUGAUACAACAAGGGAAUUACUACUUUCAGUUCGGUUCGUUGAACCUGGAUGGCAAUGGUCAGGAUGCUUCUUGCCUGAACAUUUAGGGGAUACUCAGGUGAAAAUGAGAAACUUUGUUUCUGGCGCUGUUAAUAUGAUUCGUGUAGAAGUGCAAAGUGCCGAUUUCUCCAUUAGAGAUGAAAAGAUUGUUGGAAGCCCUCAGGGUAACUCUGGGACAAACCUUGUUCUUUUGUCAGAUGAUGAUACAGGCUUUAUGCCAUACAGAAUUGAUAAUUUUACAAAGGAGAGGAUUCGCAUUUACCAGCAAAAAUGUGAUGCUUUCGAAACAAUGAUUCACUCUUACAGUUCUUGCCCUUAUGCUUGGGAUGAACCAUGUUACCCACACCGUUUAACUAUUGAGGUUCCUGGUGAACGUAUCAUAGGAUCCUACACUCUUGAUGAUGUAAAGGACUAUGGGCAUGUUUGCUUAUCUGCAACUUAUGAGAAACCUGAAAGAACUCUGUGCAUUUCUGUUUGUUCUGAAGGAGCAACUAAGGUUCUCCGCAUCAUCGACUCAAGUUGCCAUGAUUUAAAUGAUUCAAGGGGCCUGCAUUUUACACAGUUGAAAGAUAAAGGAAAACAUGACCGGAAGCCUGAAUCUGCUACUCAUUUCAAUGAUAGGAUAGUGGUUGAUAUUCCUUUUGUUGGAAUCUCCUUGAUAAAUUCUUUGCCAGAGGAGUUGCUUUUCGCUUGUGCAAGGAACAUUACCAUUGUUUUCAAGCAGUCUCUGGAUCAACAAAAGGUGUCCUUGCAGAUUAUGUCGUUACAGAUCGAUAACCAGUUGCCUACUACUCCUUACCCAGUCAUCCUCUCUUUGGAUCAUAGGACUGGCGUUACCAGUAGUAGAGCUAUGAGAGAAACAACUCCUGAGAGCCAAGAACCUGCAUUCUCCAUGGAAGUAGCAACGUGGAGGAACAAAUAUCUUUCGUUGGUUUCAUUUGAAUAUAUUGGCCUAAGAGUGGCUGAAGUUCAUCUAGAAAUUGAUCAAGAAGUGGUUCUGAGAUUGCUUGAUUUCAUCAAGUCUGUUUCUUCAAGGAUGAAGGGAAGAGUGCUGCCCCAUAUGAGUCCAAGCCUCCCACUGAUACUUUCAGAUUUGGAAUCAGAUUUGUCCAUGUAUUCCUACUCUCUAGAUUUUGAAACUCUGAAAUCAAGUUCUAAACAGCAAUUCACCUUGCACAGUAGCUUGUAUCAUGAAAUUAGCAAGAGCUCUGUGCUGCCUUCAAUAACUCCUAUUGGUGCACCAUGGCAAAAGAUUCAUCUUCUAGCAAGAAAGCAGAAGAAAUUAUAUGUUGAAUUGCUUGAUAUGUCUUCGAUCAAACUGACUUUGAGUUUUUCUAGCAGUCCCUGGAUGCUUCAAAAUGGGGUCCUUACAUCUGGUGAAUCUCUUAUCCAUAGGGGUCUAAUGGCACUUGCUGAUGUGGAAGGAGCCCAAAUUCAUCUCAAGCAUCUGGUUUUGUCACAUCAGCUAGCCAGCUGGGAGUCCAUUCAGGAGAUUCUCAGUGAUCAUUAUAGUCGGCAGUUUCUUCAUGAAAUGUAUAAGGUGCUUGGUUCAGCCGGAGUGAUAGGUAAUCCCAUGGGGUUUGCAAGAAAUGUAACUCUUGGGAUCAAAGAUUUCUUGUCUGCUCCUUUACAAAGUGCUUUCCAGAGUCGUGCAGGACUUAUUACGGGUAUGGCGCAAGGCACAUCUAGUCUCUUCAGCAACACUGUUUAUGCAAUAAGUGAUACUGCCACUCAAUUUAGCAAGGCUGCGAAGAAGGGCAUCGUCGCAUUUACAUUCGAUGAUCACAGUAUAGCAAAUAUGGACAGGCCGCAGAAGAGAGUAUCUUCCAAUAGUAAAGGUGUGAUAAAUGAAUUACUAGAGGGUCUUACUGGUCUAUUGCAGUCGCCAAUAAAGGGGGCUGAGAAACAUGGACUCCCAGGAAUAGUCUCAGGCAUAGCCCUUGGAGUGACAGGCCUCGUGGCAAAACCCACGGCCAGUGUCCUUGAUGUCACCGGUAAAACAGCACAGAGCAUAAAGAAUUGGAGCAAGCGACUCCACAGUGGAAACCAACAACACUUUAGGGUUCGCCUUCCAAGACACCUAAGUAGGGAAUAUCCUCUGCGGUCGUAUUCUUGGGAAGAAGCAAUUGGGGCAUCUGUACUCCGAGAGGCGGACGACUGUUCUUCAAAUCUCAAAGAUGAAGCCCUAAUCAUCUGCAAUUCACUCAAAGAGGAAGGUAAAUUCGCAAUCAUUACCAAGAAACUCCUCUUGGUUGUGAGCAGCAAAAUCUUUGCAAACCUGGGUAAGCCGGAGCUUCAAGGGGUUCCAGCUAACCUGGAAUGGGUGAUAGAAACAGAGAUAGGGAUGGAUAGCAUCAUACACUUUGACCUUGAUGAACAGUCAGUGGUGCAUAUCGUUGGGAGCAGGCCCGAGAUACUUGUGAGGCAGAACCCGCAACGAAGAGGCCCAAGAAGGAACAAUGAUCCACAUGAUCCUCUCCCCUUAUUCCAGACUGACUUAGCGUUUGCAUCAAAAGAGAAGGCGCAAAACUUUCUAGGAACGCUAUCGUCAUCAAUCCACCGGACUAAAGAACAACAACGCCGGGGUCAUGGGCAUGUCUUACACCAAAGUAGCAUAAGGCAUAGAUUUUGAAGAAAGAAAAGUAGAGUAGGUUUUUUUUUCUGUUUUUUGUACAUAAUCAAGAUGAUGAAGGCUGUCACCACUGAUUGUCCAUAUUAAUUAUCAUUUUCAAGAUGCAUUUAGUACUCCCUCCUUUUAAGAGUAUUCGUCGAACUGAAAAUUUUGAUAAUCAAUUAAAUAAAAAUUGCUUUGCCUA
Messenger RNA from Cuscuta campestris, 10725 nucleotides. The record is from the annotation of a GenBank genome assembly. Lineage: Eukaryota; Viridiplantae; Streptophyta; Magnoliopsida; Solanales; Convolvulaceae.